Molecule: messenger RNA, 2712 nt
Organism: Penicillium manginii
Lineage: Eukaryota; Fungi; Ascomycota; Eurotiomycetes; Eurotiales; Aspergillaceae
Exons: 4
Coding region: 1-2712 (903 amino acids)
Source: RefSeq, a predicted model, not a curated record
AUGGUGUCUAAAAGCGCGAUUCUACUGCUUUUCCACCUCCUAGAGGGGGCCAGUGCAGAAUGGACAACAACUAUCAAAGCCAACCUCACAGUGGCGAACGGGUUUACUCCCGUUAUCGACUUCACAACGGCACAUCCGCCGGCUGCAUCGAGCCCGAGUCUCUCAUCGACUCCUCUGAGCAGUUUUAGUAGAAGCCAGGCUCACCGGGAGCAGUUUACUACAACUGUCACAGUCCCUGACGGCAUGAUGCCAGUUAUUCACUACAGCGCUAUUCUUUCAACUCAUAGUGCCUCUUCCAACGCUAUCCCAUCCCCUGACACAGCUUCUCCAGGAAGCACCCAACCUGCUAGUAAACCUUCUGCGGGCUCGACGCCUGGAAUUCGGCCCACCUCUUCCUCUACUCCUCUUAUAACUCCGGGAAGACCGAGUUCAUCAAAUCCAUCAUCCUCUCCCGUUAAAUCACCAAGAUCCUCCGCCCCCGGUCAAUCGGGUACAUCGGGCUCUAGCAGUGGUCACUCUCAUUUGUCAACUAACAACCCUACUUUACCGAGCCAGAGCGGCUCUGCCUCAAAGGUACCAACAACCAGACCUGCUUCAUCACCUACAUCUUCCGGGUCAUCUUCGUCUCUACGGAGUGGCUCGCCCAGCACGGGUUCUCAGACAACUAGUGGCUCUUUGACUACUGCACCACCUUCAUCUGGACAAAGUCUAUCCACACCCAAAGCACCCUCGACUCCAGCUUCAUCAUCAGCCGGUGGUUCGAGCCCAUCCCCGGGGUCUUCUCUUCAACCGUCGGCGGCUGAUCUUUCUUCUGCCCCCGAUAUCGUCUCACUUAUACCAACCGGUAGCAGCUCUGCUACGGAAUCUGCAAUUCUUGAGUUUGGACCCACAGCUCCUCCAUCAUCGGAGCCCUGGGGUACUCUAACUUCUGUUCCGUCGAGUGCCACUACCGGCACAGCAGCAAUUUCAGAGGCCACAGACAUUGCAAUUUUUUUGAGAGGACUCUAUAACAAUAUUGAUCAACUCAAGACGGACCCCGAGAACUAUAAAAAGAAGCUCGAAGAUGUUGAGGAUAAGUCUCAGGAUUACCUCUCUAAGAUUGGAUACCCCUCGACCAAGUCCCCUUGCUCGGGCUCCGGUUCUCUGAGAAAGAGAUCUCUUUUUGGUGCUAUUGGAAACCUUGCCUCUAGUGCAGCCAACGUUGCUAAAGGUGCAGUAGAUACUGCCAAGGACAUUGCAGAAGAUGCACUCAGCUGUAUCAAGCCAAUUGCCGAUAGCAUGCUCAAGACGAUCCCCGAUGAUGUAUCUAAGUUGACGGACGACAUUGAGAACACUAUUAAAAAGGGUUCUGACUACCUGGUUGAGAUCAGUAACAUUGUGACCGACAUGGAGAACAAGAUCAAGGAUGAUGAGGACAAUAACUCAUCAUCGGAAUCAGAAUCCUCGACAUCAUCUUCUACUUGCACGUCAAGCACAACUUUCUCAGACUGCACGACGACCACAGUUCUGCUUUCAACUUUCACUACUGGAGGAGAUGGAUCGACUACACCAUCAACUAGCACGUCUAGUACAGUCACUUGUACUACCGAGACUGCCUGCAAUGCUUCCCCAACCUCAAUGACCGUCACAACUACUGAAUACGGAUCCUGUCAACUCAGAAAAACAACCAGAAUCGUACCUAGUAAGACGAAGGCGCCUUUGUCGGUUCCCUCCCGCCAGCUCAGCAACAACCGAAUCAAGCGUUUCGCAAAGCUCUCAGUCCCCGUCCUCGUCUCCCGGUGCAAACAACUCUUCGAAUAUACCCUCCCCCUCAAACUCAAACUCAUCUCCCUCCCCCUCAAACUCAAACUCAUCUCCCUCGAACUCAUCUCCCUCAAACUCAUCUCCCUCAAACUCAUCUCCCUCAAACUCAUCUCCCUCAAACUCAUCUCCCUCAAACUCACCUCCCUCAAACUCAUCUCCCUCAAACUCAUCUUCCUCAAACUCAUCUCCACGACCACUCCCAGCCCAACGAUUACUCCUAGCCCAACGACACAACCAGCGGUCAGCUACUAUAUGUGUUUGAAUAAAGGCGGCCCGGACGUCACCAGCCCUCAUUGCCAAUGCUCAACAUACACAGAGGGGCAAACAUAUUGGGCCACAGCCUCCCUUAUCUCCGGGGGGUGCUGGCAAUACACAAGCUUUCCAUCUAAGAUCACGCUGACGCCAACCUUCACUCCCACAACGCCAACACCAACACCCGUUCCUUUUGUCACCACCUCAGCGAACGGCGAAAUAAUCUCUUACCCGUCCCAAAUAUUUACCGAUUUUGCUACUCAGGGCGCGGGCACACCCGUGACAUUGCAGACUCCCUCACCAAGCCAGACAAGCAGUAAUGACAAAGGUUCAGCCCAAUGCCAUAGUGUCGACGAUGCCUGCGAUAGAGCUUCCGAGCAGUAUGUAGAUGACACAGUCUACUCGUCUUACACAUCCUACACGGCCAAUAUCAAAAGCGGCAUCAUUGUGGCUGCUACGUUCGGCAAAGCCGGAUGUGCGGCCAUGUUUACUUGUGACAAUGACGACUAUGGGUUUGGCAUGACUGGGCGUCAGAUCAAGGAUGCCAUCGCGUAUAUGAAGGAAAAUGACAGUGUCAAUAAAUGCGGAACUACGUAUCUGUCGAACUCUUGUCAUAUCACUCGAAAUUACUGCACCAGCUGCAAGGCGACGCAAUAA